Molecule: messenger RNA, 495 nt
Organism: Aspergillus tubingensis
Lineage: Eukaryota; Fungi; Ascomycota; Eurotiomycetes; Eurotiales; Aspergillaceae
Product: EthD domain-containing protein
Exons: 2
Coding region: 1-495 (164 amino acids)
Molecular function (GO): oxidoreductase activity
Source: RefSeq, a predicted model, not a curated record
AUGGCUCCCAAGAAGCAAAUGGUCCUCAAGUUGACCUCCUUCCGCUACAAGAAGGAGGGGAUCUCUGAGAAAGAAUUCCACGAAUACGCCAGCAAGUCGCAUGCUCCUAAGGCAGCCAUCGUACAGGCUCGCCAUGGCGCUAUCAAAGUGUGCCAGUACCACACUCCUAGCGCCAGCAAGAGGCUUAUCACUGAGAAGAUCCCUUGGGCCGUACGUCCAGGCUGGGAGAUCGAAGAUCACGACAUCAUGGUGUGUGUGUACGUGCCGAAUGCGGAGACAGCACAGGCGAUUGUGACAGACCCAGACUUCCAGAGCCUCGUGGCUGGCGAGGACGAGAUCUGUGACCAGACCCGCGCCAAGUUGACUGCGGGGUGGGAGGAGGUGUUCGUGGAGGAUGGCAAGGUGGUCGAGGCCGAUUAUGGUACAUUUGAGGAGCUCACUAGCCUUGGCCAUGAUAGCAAGCCCACUUCGGCUCCCGAGGGCAUCCGCAUCUAA